AGGGCAUUUAGAGCAUUAGCCGCCUAGUACCGAAGCGUGCUUUUUUUUCCUGCUUAGGUAGCGAAUCUUUCUUCUACUCUCGAUCUUAGGGGGGGAAUUUAUUAGAAUAAUUAGAGGGCAAUUACAUUGUUUUAUCAUACCCCAAUCUUAGAUCUUUUUACUUCUGAAUAAAAUCCCAUCAUUUCAUAGCAUUCAAACUUUCUAGACCAAACUACAGUGAGAAAGGGAAUGAGCAAAUCUAGAUCACUUGUCUGAAGUCAGAGGCUCUGCAGAGAGUCUACUAUCUCUGUGAGAAGUAAGUCAGUAUAUCUUCUUCACACUCGCCCCCAUAAUAUGAUGAUAUUGCUUUUUAAGAACCGUUGCGACUGACACCAUAUUUGUGGUGCUUGAUCUCACUGUGCCAGCCUAUCUGAUCUCUCCCUUUAUCAUACAAUCUUCUUCAUGUUAGGUGUAAUCCGGCAACAAGGCUAACUCGUCAAGGGUCAUUGGGAUGGAAAACACGCAAUAUCUACGAUUCUUGCGCCCGUACCUGUUCGGACUGCCACCAGCUAACAGGGCGGCAUAUUCGCGGCUCUUUGCGUCGUGUACAAGGGCACAUCCCAGGUCCAUCUCACGUACUACACAAAACAAUGAUGUAUCCCAGAUUACCGGGGUGAGGCGAUUCAUGAGCAGCGAAUCUGAAGUAGCAACUGCAGCUGCCCAUUCAGACACGAUCCAACAACGUGUCCAUAAGCUUCAAGAUUAUGACGUUCUCCGAUUUCCCAGGCUAGAUCACAAGGCUGACCGAAUGACGAUACCGGCUUUUCGUGAGAAGUUCCGGGAUGAAGUAUCAACCCCACCCUCAGAGAGCAUCACACUAGAAGGCAGGAUCAUGUCAAUAAGACGGUCUGGAUCCAAGUUGGUUUUCAUGAAUAUUCUAGGCGGAUAUCAACAAGUGCAAGUCAUGGUGCACUUGGGCAGUCUCGCUUCGCCAUCUUUGAACUCUGAAGUUUUCAGAAACGCCCUCCAUCCAUUGUGUCGUGGAGAUAUUGUCUCAAUCACAGGCACAACUAUUCGGACAAAGACCGGGGAAUUAACAUUAAGGGCACUCGAGCUCCCUACUAUUCUCAGCCCAGCUCUCUCACCCCUCCCAGAAAAGCUGACUAAUGAGGAGACCAAAGUCUUGAACAGACAUGUUGACUUGCUUGUCAAUCCACGGACUUCUGACAUCCUCCGACUUCGCUCUCAAGUUAUCAAGUCCAUGCGGGAGUUUUUGCAUGAGCAUGAUUUUCUCGAAGUUCAGACUCCUAUCUUAGCUGACUCCGCUGGCGGAGCCAUGGCACGGCCAUUUUUGACCACAACAGCUUUAUCCGAGAAACAAUUAGCACUGCGGAUUGCCCCAGAGCUUUGGCUCAAACGACUGAUCGUUGGCGGUAACGAUAAAGUCUUCGAAAUAGGUCCGUCCUUUCGAAACGAAGGCAUCGAUACAACACAUAACCCGGAAUUUACCAGUUGCGAAUUCUACUCAGCUUACUUCAACCUAAAAGAUUUGAUUCAAAUGACAGAAAGCCUCAUCACCCGCCUCCACCAUGAUGUUAAUCAAGCCAUAGCGACCCGCCUGACGUCUCUUCAGAAACCCCAAUUUUCGAUGCCGGACGGCCAGUGGAGCCAGGUCGAAUUCAUCCCUGCACUUGAAGAUAGUCUCGGUUUCCAUUUCCCUGAUUUAUCGAAACCUAGUGCUCUGGAAGAGCUUACCAGCCUACUUACAGAGCACCACCCCUCAUUGGACAUUUCAGGAAUGUCGCUUAACAAACUUUUGGAUCAUCUAGCUGUGACCUAUCUCGAGGAUGCAUCGUUGUCUCAGCCAUUAUUCAUUAUACACCAACCUGCUUGCAUGUCGCCUCUCUCAAAAUCGUUCAUUUGCCCCAAGACAGGUCAACUUGUCUCCGCGCGUGCCGAGUUGUUCAUCGAAGGUCGCGAGAUAGCUAACAUGUAUGAGGAAGAGAACGACCCCUUUGAACAACGUCGAAAAUUCGAACUUCAGGUAGAAUCCAAAACCAGAACUAUGGUAGCCUGUGAGGAAGGACCAGGUGAAGUAGACGAGAGUUAUGUACAGGCUCUCCAAAGCGGUCUUCCUCCAACUGGCGGAUGGGGCUGUGGUGUUGACCGACUCAUCAUGUUGUUUUCUGGCGCGGCCAGGAUUAGUGAAACCCUUUCCUUUGGCAAUUUGAAGAAUGUUGUCUCGCUUUCUCAAGUCGCCAAGAGCUCCUAGGUUUCGCCGUGUAUAUCAUUAUUACAUAUGUGUAUUAGACGACUUCCGUUAGAUAUAGAAAUAGCCAACCAGUACACCAUUAAUACUGUUUAUCAAUGAGGUAGCUAUGGCAUUUACGGUCAUACCCUGGCUAUUCGAUACAAUUAUUAAUCAUACACGUCCAUCCUCCCUUAGCGGUUUUCCCUACUCAUCACAACAUCAGUUAAGCCGUCACAUCUCUGAUAUUUCCAGGGUCUAAUGCCCAAAGGAGCCGAGGGCAUUCAAACUUGGACAAUGAUAUAUCCAUUUACCCAAUUUGCAACUACUAGCAAGGAGUUUUACAAAUAGGAGUAUCAUAGACUUAGCAUCAUUUGCAUCAGAAUUGAUCAUGUCACCCAC
This is a messenger RNA of Xylaria bambusicola, 2629 nucleotides long. RefSeq lists its product as uncharacterized. The transcript has a single exon. Gene Ontology annotation, biological process: mitochondrial lysyl-tRNA aminoacylation. Gene Ontology annotation, cellular component: cytoplasm; mitochondrion. Bases 491 to 2251 code for a protein of 586 amino acids. Gene Ontology annotation, molecular function: tRNA binding; lysine-tRNA ligase activity; ATP binding. The record is from RefSeq and is a predicted model, not a curated record. NCBI's taxonomy places the organism in Eukaryota, Fungi, Ascomycota, Sordariomycetes, Xylariales, Xylariaceae.